GCGCCACGCAGCUGCGUGCUGGAACAGGUAUUUAUGAUGACGUCAGCAAGGUAGAGCGGCGCGCGGCGGCUGCCACUCCGGUUUGGACGCGCGAGAGCUUCUGCUCGAGACCUGAGGACACUUCCUGAGCUUCGGGCUCAAGGCCGAUGUGUCCAGCCUGUGUAAACAUUGAGACUGUCAGUAGGGGAGAGUGAGCUAUAGUUCACUGGAUCCACCCCAGCCAAAGGACAACAGUGAACUACUGAUAGAUUUACACAGGGCACCUGCUGCAUCUGUUUAUGAUGACUACUCGAGGUAAAAGUGAAGGAUGCCGCAUCUGUGGGAGUGACCUGCAAGGUAACCAGCGGCGAUGGCUGUAUGCAGGUCAGAACAGAAAGGGGGCACAACCUCAGACGCCGACAGACUUUUCUAGCAAGGGAAGCUUGCCCAGAUCGGCACAGAGCAGCCCAUGGGGCAGCACUUUAUCACUCAGCUCUUCCCGUUCACUCUCGAAGUCUCGUGGCCUGCUUACCCCCACGAAAGGAAUCGACUUGCUCUGUGUGCUGACACAUAUAUUGGAGCAGCCUGUACCACGUGGGAGCGGUCAGGGGGAGUUUGUAUGCGGCAAGUGUGUGUCCGUUCUGGAACGAGUUUUCAAGUUUGACACCGUCAUCACCCGAGUCCGAGUGCUGUCGAGCGAGAGACUCCAGAAACUCACUCAGGAACGGGACAAGAUCAGGCGAUGGGUGCGAAGCUUGUACGAUCAGCGCCACCCGUCUACCUACAGGAGAAACGGAAGUUCCAGUGAGGAUGAAGGGGACCGGAAGGAUUCCGUAGGGGAAGGAUACAGAGAAAUGCUGAGGGACAACAUGGCCCUUUCCGAGUAUGAAUGGUGGUCUGAGAAAGCCGAGUCAUGUACGUAUUAUAACAGAACAGGGAAACGGUGUCAGAAAGGCAAGAUGUGUGAGUGUUGCGACUCCUUGAGAGUGUCCGACUCGGACUACGAGUCCGUUUGUGGGAUUCCACGUCACUUGCCCGAUCAAGCCUUCACAUCAUUGGGUCUCUCUCGAGAAAAAUCCUGCAGUAUGCCUCUUCAUUGGUCAAAAGUGCCAUCUGUCAGAUCAAGCCCCGCCUCGCUGUCUGGUUCCUGUCAUUCUUUGCGGUCUCGAUCCCGCACUACCUCCGUUCAGUCCUUUGACUCUUUAGACGGCAACGAUCCGUUUGAUUGGCCAGAAGAGCAUUCGGCCAUUAUAGACACCGUUUUCAAAGAGUUAAGGAGAAUUGAAGGAAAGCCAGUGAGGUCACCUGCUGGAAGUCGCAUUCCUGUGUUGCACAGAGGGGACGUGCAGAAUGGGAAGGAUGAGGUGGGACUGAAAGUGGGGUUAGUGAGGGUCCUGAAUUUUGGAGAGGGCGACAACGGGACGGAGGAUGAGUUUGAAGAAGAGAACAAUGACAUCCUGACUGAGCUAAAAGACGACUUUAUGCCAUUGCAAAGAGAGGCAUCCGCAGGUAGGGUGCAUCAUGCUGUGAAGCAGUUGCGUGAACAACUCGUUCAAGCUCAGGCUCACAUCAGAACUCUGGAGGCACAGCUUAAGGACACCAACAAACCAACAACCAAUGCUCCUGCCAAGCAGUUGAAGUCUCCGCAAGUGACCAGUCUUAAGAAUAAAAAUGACCUCAUAGAGAGUCUCAGCCAAUCGUUGCACAGCAGAGAGAAUGUAAUCCAGGAAUGUGUGACUUUGAUCCAGAAGCUGUGUGCUGAGCAGGGGCUGGAAUCACAGGUCACUGACAAACUCGUUAAAAAACUGGUCAGCGCAGUGACUGAUACACGCAGUGAACGUGAGGUGGUCCUGGAGGCCCAGCUUUCUGAGGUGAGCGAGAGAGAGAAAGCCCAGGAGAAACAACUGCAGGCUAUGAGAGACGCUGACAGAGAGCGAGACAGAGACUUCAUCACACUCAACACUGUGCUCCAGUGUAACCAGGAUGUUAUUAACCACCUGCGUGUAGAGCUUGCGGAGAGGGAUCGAGCUCAACAGGAGAUGAUGAAAGAAUGGGAAGUGUGGAAAGAGAGAGAUUCAGCUCUGACUGCACUGGUGAAGGAAAACAAAGACUAUAUUUCCCAGCUAAAGGAGGCGCUGGAGAGUUCAUGCCGAGAUGUGCAGGCACUCUCAGACUCACUGAUUGGACGGGGAUUGGAAGGGGCCGGAGCUGAGGCUGGAUUAGUCAAUCAGCUGCGAGAGAAAGAAGCUCUGCUGGUCGCGAGCUUCAGAGAUAGAGAGGAUCUCAGUGCCACCAUGCUGCAGGAGAUCUCAAGACUCUCCUCGGCUUUAACCAAUGCCGAAAGCAUCAUACUGGACCAAAGAGAAAAUCACAAACAAGCCAUCACUGCACUAUCAGAGCAACUCAAGAACACACUGAAGGAGCUGAGAGAGAAAACCAAGGAGAAAAAGGAGGCUGAACUAGGGUGGAAAAAGGAAAAUAAGGAGAGAGCUUUUGAGGAAGGAAAACUAAGAGACAAUCUUCAGAAGAGGGAUAAACUCAUAGAGCAAGUCCUUCUGGAGUUAGAGGAGCGGGACGGCGUGUUAACAGAGCUACAGCAAAACAUCUCUAGCAGACUUGGACCCAGAACAGCCCUCAAACACACACUGUGAGUGUGUGAUUAAACGCAUACUGUGAGAUUAACGAUGUUGUGUAUACACUGAAUUUAAAAAACUGCUCAAUAUUGCUAAUGGCACAACUUCCAUUAAGAGCAAUCUCUUAAUUUCUCAAAAAUGACAAUCUAAAGCAAUGGUUCAUAAAGUUAAUUCUGUUCAAUUCUUAAGGUAAUUCUCUAGUUGUAAAACCGAAAGGAAAUAAAGACAGGCCAACGUAUAGAAGUUGUGAAUAGUGCCAUUUGCAUGUUCUGCCAGAUUGCUCAAAACUGAACUUUUGAGAAAGCUGAGUGUAUAUUAUGACUUUUUUUUUUUUUUUUUUUUUAAUUUAUAUGAAUUUAUGACUGGGCUAUUACAGGUUUCUUUAGUAAUUUAGAUUGAACACAGCCGUAAAAUGUUUUGAUUACUUCCCACACUUCCAGAUUGUGGUUCCGAAAUUUACAUAGUUAUACACACGUGCCUUUUCAGCACAUGCUUUGCUUAUUAAUAAUAAUUUUUCUGUAUUCCCACAAUCCCUACUGCCAUUAUUAUUACUAAAUGUCUAAAUUGUUUUAUUAAUUGUAAGUGGAUAUGUUGAAUGCUGUUUUUUUGUUAUUGUUUGAUUUGUCUUUUUCCAAUGUGAUUUUCCAUGUGAUCUUAUAUUUGUUCUGUAUUUAUGAAUGUUUUCUCAUGUAGAGUUGUUUUGGAGAUGCCAUUAUAGUCCCAACUGGGAUGUGCUAUCUCCGUUCCAGUGUAGAGAAAACAUUUGCACAACAGAAGGAUUUACAGACUUUGCAAAGCACAUCUUUUAAUCUGUUUAUUUUAUUUGGGUACGCUGGAAUCCCCAUAACUUGGUGCAUACCUCAUGAAUCACAUUUAAGAUGAAGCCUCAAGUUUGUGUGGGUUUUGUUGGAGGUUUUCUUUUAUGUCUGAAA
Messenger RNA from Onychostoma macrolepis, 3544 nucleotides. RefSeq lists its product as uncharacterized. The coding region runs from base 279 to 2630 and encodes 783 amino acids. The record is from RefSeq and is a predicted model, not a curated record. NCBI's taxonomy places the organism in Eukaryota, Metazoa, Chordata, Actinopteri, Cypriniformes, Cyprinidae. The transcript is spliced from 12 exons.